AGUUUAGAACACCUUAGAAUCAUGAUAAUAUUUGGAGAUAGGUACAUAAAACUGCAAUUGAUUUAAAUUAACAGGUAAUUGAUUGCCUAAAUUUACUAUUACGCUAUAUGUCUGGUAUUGAACACGCAACAAAAUGUUAAAACAUUCACUGGUAUUUUUUACUUUUAUUGUAAGUACUGCGUUUUCAAAGAGACCCAAUGUAUUGUUUAUUGUGGCGGAUGACUUAAGACCUAGUUUGAAAUCUUAUGGGGAUAAAGAGGCUUAUACACCACAUAUCGAUAAGUUUGCGGCCAAUAGUUUUAUAUUUAAAAACGCAUUUGCCCAGCAAGCUUUAUGUGCACCAAGCAGAAAUUCUCUCUUAACCAGUAGAAGGCCGGACAGCCUUCAUCUAUACGAUUUUUAUAGUUACUGGAGACAUACUGUUGGAAAUUUUACUACACUACCUCAACAUUUUAAAGAAAAUGGAUAUUAUACUCAUUCAGUCGGAAAAAUUUUUCAUCCAGGAAAGUCAUCCAAUUUUACCGACGAUUUUCCACACAGCUGGAGUACGAAAACAUUUCAUCCCAAAACCGAGGCUUAUAUUAACGCCAAAGUAUGUAUUGGUAAAGAUGGAGUGCGCCACAUGAAUCUAAUUUGCCCAGUAAUACCAACUUACCAACCAGGCGGGACUCUACCAGAUAUGGAAUCAUUUGCAGAAGCCCUUCGAUUUCUAAAAUAUAAAGAUCAGAUUACUGGUAACAAACCGUAUUUUCUAGCGGUUGGAUUUCAUAAGCCUCAUAUUCCUUUAAAAUUUCCACGUUGGUAUCUUAAAUACCAUCCGAUCGAUAAUGUAUCACUUCCGACUAACAGAUGGCGACCAACAUCUUUACCUACUGUAGCUUGGAACCCAUGGACAGAUAUAAGAAGAAGAGAUGAUAUAAGGCAACUGAACGUAUCAUUCCCUUUUGGACCCAUGCCUGAUGAUAUCAUAAAAGAAAUUAAGCAAGCCUAUUAUGCUUCAGUGACAUAUAUUGACGAUUUAAUUGGAAACUUAGUGUCAUAUGCAGAUAAAGACACCAUUGUGGUGUUGACUUCAGAUCAUGGUUGGUCAAUUGGAGAACACGGAGAGUUUGCUAAAUACAGCAACUUCGAUGUAGCGACCAGAGUUCCUCUAUUAAUUCGUGUUCCCGGACUUUCGACAACUAAGGUAAUAGUUGAAAAGCCUGUUGAGUUAGUAGAUAUAUUUCCUACACUUGUGGACUUAACUCAAGUGUCUAGUCCACUAAAGACAUGUCCAGAAAAAGCAUCCGAAAUGUUGUGUACUGAAGGCAAAAGUUUAGUACCCUUCAUGGUCAAGAAAAAAGGAUAUAAGCUACUACCAUCAUUAUCUGCGUUUAGUCAAUAUCCUAGGCCAGGUCCGUUUCCAACGAAUGUUCCCAACAGUGACCAACCAAAACUUAAAGAUAUCAAAAUAAUGGGAUAUUCUCUCAGGACCGAGCAAUAUAGAUAUACCGAAUGGGUAGAUUUUUCCAAAGAAACAUUCAAACCCGACUGGAAUACUGUUUAUGGUAGGGAGUUAUACGAUCAUGCUAUGGAUGCUUUUGAAAAUUACAAUCUGGUAGAUAGAGAUGAACUUAAAAAUGUUUCAAAGUAUCUAAGAAAUAAGUUAAUAUUAGGUUGGAGACAUGUAUAAUUAUUAUGUCAAAUAUAUUUUUAAACGUUUUUG
Diabrotica balteata is the source of this 1705-nucleotide messenger RNA. The record is from the annotation of a GenBank genome assembly. NCBI's taxonomy places the organism in Eukaryota, Metazoa, Arthropoda, Insecta, Coleoptera, Chrysomelidae.